Molecule: messenger RNA, 585 nt
Organism: Guyanagaster necrorhizus
Lineage: Eukaryota; Fungi; Basidiomycota; Agaricomycetes; Agaricales; Physalacriaceae
Exons: 1
Biological process (GO): mitotic spindle assembly
Cellular component (GO): mitotic spindle midzone; spindle microtubule; cytoplasmic microtubule
Molecular function (GO): microtubule binding
Source: RefSeq, a predicted model, not a curated record
ACGGAGGAAUCUUGGGACGCCAUUGCCACCUCGAUAACCACUAUUACACAAGUAUGCCGGGAUGGUGGCUGUGACUAUCCAGAAACAAUAGUUCCCUCUCUACGUGCGCUGUCGAUUCCAAUUACUAGCGCUAUCAAAUCGGAACGAACACGGUUGUCGGGUGUGGCCAUCGACUGUAUCACGGAAUUGGCUACUGGUCUUGGCACAUCCUUCGAAUCCCUUCUUCCAGCAUUUUUUCCGACCCUCCUUUCAGUAUGUGCACGUACAAACAAAGUCUUCGUGACUCGCGCUCGAGCCUGCAUUCUCGUCAUCAUCGAGUCCACGCAACUCCCUUCAAUUCUGCCAUAUUUCGUUCACUCUAUCAAGGACAAGUCGACGUCGCUGAGACUGGUGGCUGCAAUAGGUGUCUUGACGUGCAUGAAUUGCCUUAAUCCACCAGACUUGGAGAAGGAGGUUCGUGCAAAAGAAAUCGAGAAUCUGAUCAAGGCGACGACAAGGGAUGCAAAUGCAGAUGUUAGAAAAACUGGAAGAAAAGUUUUUGAGGCCUUUAAAGUUUUAUUGCCUGAUAGAGUGGACAAGUACGUU